UGGCGGGCGGAGCCUCUGGCCGCCUAGCAGCGUACCCGCCUCAGUCGCCGCCGCCAGUGCCGAGACCCCGACGAGGCGGGUCAGCGGAUGGCCGCGCGCGUGGGCAGGCGGGGGCGCUGACGAGGACCGGAGAGGGGUGGCCGCGCCGGCGUGGGCGGCUGGCCGGAGCGGAGGCGCCCGGAGGCGGCGGCGGGUCGCGGGGGGCGGCCGUCCUGGCUCAGCAUUAUGGAUCCAAGCCUGUUGAGAGAAAGGGAGCUGUUCAAAAAACGAGCUCUUUCCACUCCUGUGGUAGAGAAACGUUCAGUAACUUCUGAAUCUUCAUCAUCAUCAUCGAAGAAGAAGAAAGCAAAGCUAGAACAUGGAGGGUCAUCAGGCUCUAAACAAAAUUCUGAUCAUAGCAAUGGAUCAUUUAACUUGAAAGCUCUAUCAGGAAGCUCUGGAUAUAAAUUUGGAGUUCUUGCUAAGAUUGUGAAUUACAUGAAGACACGGCAUCAGCGAGGAGAUACACAUCCUCUAACUUUAGAAGAAAUUUUGGAUGAAACACAGCAUUUAGAUAUUGGGCUCAAGCAGAAACAGUGGUUAAUGACUGAGGCAUUGGUCAACAAUCCCAAAAUUGAAGUAAUAGAUGGAAAGUAUGCUUUCAAGCCCAAGUACAACUUGAAAGAUAAGAAGGCCCUCCUUAGGCUACUAGAUAAGCAUGACCAGCGAGGCUUAGGAGGAAUUCUUUUAGAAGACAUAGAAGAAGGCCUGCCCAAUUCCCAGAAAGCUGUCAAGGCUUUAGGGGACCAGAUACUGUUUGUAAAUCGUCCUGAUAAGAAGAAAAUUCUUUUCUUCAAUGAUAAGAGCUGUCAAUUUUCCGUGGAUGAAGAAUUCCAGAAACUUUGGAGAAGUGUCACUGUGGAUUCAAUGGAUGAGGAGAAAAUUGAAGAGUAUCUGAAGCGACAGGGUAUUUCUUCCAUGCAGGAAUCUGGACCAAAGAAAGUGGCCCCUAUUCAGAGAAGGAAAAAGCCUGCUUCACAGAAAAAGCGGCGAUUUAAGACGCACAACGAACACUUGGCUGGAGUGCUGAAGGACUACUCAGACAUUACUCCCGGCAAAUAGCGAACGGUUUUGUCCUUGAGCAGAGAGUUACAGAUACAAAAUCAAGAUCUUUCUCAUUGAUCCUUGGAAUCUGAAGACUGACCAUCUUUCCAUUUUACUUCUUAGGACUGAGGAGAGGAGCAGAUCAGCUUACAGAACAAGUGCAGAUUACCACACUCAAAGCUUAUUGUGAUUGAAUAGGCUGACGAGAAGUGUGACUUUGCGUGAUGUGCACUGUUACCCUUCUGUUAUUUCUCGGGGGGAAGGCGCUUUGCACAGCAUGCAGGUGUCUGAUAUUUAACUCUGCUUCUGAGUGGUUCCAUUUUCCCUCUUUUAUUACUUUAGAGCAGUUUGCAGAUAGUCUUGAAUGCGAUAUUUGUUUAUUCCAAGAGAACAUAUUUAUAAUAAAGUCAUUGUAGAAGGA
Molecule: messenger RNA, 1504 nt
Organism: Choloepus didactylus (southern two-toed sloth)
Lineage: Eukaryota; Metazoa; Chordata; Mammalia; Pilosa; Megalonychidae
Gene: GTF2E2
Product: general transcription factor IIE subunit 2
Exons: 8
Coding region: 226-1101 (291 amino acids)
Biological process (GO): transcription initiation at RNA polymerase II promoter
Cellular component (GO): transcription factor TFIIE complex
Source: RefSeq, a predicted model, not a curated record